Molecule: messenger RNA, 1146 nt
Organism: Ectocarpus siliculosus
Lineage: Eukaryota; Phaeophyceae; Ectocarpales; Ectocarpaceae
Source: the annotation of a GenBank genome assembly
AUGCUCCUGGAGAACGAGAGCGACAAGGACCAACCGAACGGCAUGGGGUGGACUCCGCUCCACGAGGCGUGCUACUUCAACCACCUCGACACCGUACAGCUGCUCCUGGUGCACGGGGCAGACCCUACGAUAAAGAACGUCCAGGGGGCCAUGCCGUACAACAUGACGAGCUUCCAGCCCAUCCGGGACCUGCUGCGGGAGAUCGGGGGCGAGGAGGCGGCCAAGACGAUGCCGACCCCGACGUUCUCCGUGUGCGUCAACGAGCAGGGGCAGAUGUUCGUCCGCGUCACGGCCGGCGAGGCCGACAAGGAAGAGGAAAAGGCCGGGGGGGGAGGGAGGGGGUCCGCGGGCGGGGCUGCGGCGAAGAAGGCGUCUUCUCCGUCGAGGUCGCGGAGCCCCCAGGGCCGGGCCGGUAGCGGCGGCGGUGGUCCCGAGGGUGGCGAGGUGCUGCACAAGGGACCGAUGCUGGGUGAACUUCCUGCACUAGGGAGGCCACCAGUCUCAAGCAGCAGCGGAGGCGCUUCGCCGACGGCCUACGACUCCAAGCGCGACAGCGAGGAACGAAGGCACGACGGCGCGGGAGUCGGAGGAAGAGGAGGAGGGGGGGCAGGGGACGGUGCGGGGGGGGGCCCGGGCAUGCACGAGGCCUCCAGAGAUUCAAACUCGUUAGGCAUGCCCGGAGAGACGGACGAGGGGCAGGCGCCGGAGGGGAUCAUCUGCCAGCUCUCGAAGCGGGUGGCGAGGGACCCCGUGAGGACUCCUUACGGGCACCUGUUCGACCGGCAGAUGAUCGGGCUGUGGCUCUCCAAGCAGGGGAGCAUCUGUCCGCUGACGGGGCAACCCCUCGUGGAGGCAGAGCUCAAGGCCGACGGCAAGGCUAAGGCCGAAGCGAAGGCGUGGAACGACGACCUUCUCGCCCAGAAGAAACACUCGGCUACAGCUGCCUCGGAGGGACGCGGGGGCUCUUCAAGCGCCGCCGCCGCCAAUGGUGCCGAAGGGCACAGCAGCAGCAGCGGUGGUGAGAGGAACGGCGCCGAUCUCGAGACACCCGCGCCGGCGAAAGGCGCCGCCGCCGCCGCCGCUGGCAGAGAGCGCCGCGGUAGCAAGGAGGCCGAGAACAACGGCGACGAUAUCUACGACUUCUGA